Molecule: messenger RNA, 3538 nt
Organism: Pelagomonas calceolata
Lineage: Eukaryota; Pelagophyceae; Pelagomonadales; Pelagomonadaceae
Source: the annotation of a GenBank genome assembly
CUCGGCACCCCGACUAUUUUAGCGCUCCGAGCUAUCGCUGCACGCGGAGAAGGCUCGCUCGAUCCCGGACAGCGUAUGGGUCGGCGUGUUAGAUCCUAGAGCUACUAGCCUCGGUCGGCACGCAAACGGUGGGCAGCAGUGCUAUUUGGCUCCUGCACGCGGCUGCCCGCGGACGAUCGUCCACGCGGGGCUGCCGGAAGAAGCAGUUCCGCCAACACGCACCGGGUAGCAACGCUCGGGCAGCACGAUGGACCUCUCGUCGGAAGCCCUGGCCAGCCCGCCCAUGCCCGCGCCCUUCGCGCCCUUCGUCGAGGAGGCCGUGCCGCCGCGCCAGCACACGGCGUCGCCGACCGUGCUGCGCCAGCAGCAGCCCGCGUCGCCGAACGUGCUGAGGACCUCGAAACAGAAGGGCCCGAGAUUAGUUGCGCGCGUGCUGGGGGCGCGGUACCUCGCGGGCACGCCGGACCCCGUCGCGCGGGUCUGGUGCGGGCGCAUCGACGCGACGCACGGCGCGGAAGACCAGGCGCAAGAGACGACAGCGAGGCGCGCGACGUCGGAACCAACGUGGGACGCGGGCAACGAGUUCUGCUUCGCAUUACGGUUGGACGCGCCCGAGGACCUGGCUGGCGGGUGCUGCGUCGUGUCGCUCCACGAUGACCGCCAGGCGCGAGCCACGGGGGACAAGCACGGCGCGUCACUUGGUGAGGCGGUGGUGCCGCUGCGCGACGUCUUCGCGCGCGGGCGGAGCGACGCCGCGAAGCAGGCCGUCCAUUUAUCAGCGACGUGGUUUCCGUUAAGGGACGCGCCGGGGUCGCGAGGCGCUGCUGGCGAUGUACUGGCGUCCUUCUCCUUCUCGUUCGGCGAAGUCGACGACUUUGAAGAAGCGGUGCGGGCCGUCCUCGGCGUCCAGGCGGACAUGCGGGCGCCUCCUUCACCACCGGCCUGGUCGAAGAACCGCCCCGUCAGUAGCUCACUGAGUCCGAUCCGCGAGGCGUCGCACGACGAGGCCCUCGAGUACCGGGUGGCCUCCGCAAGAGGCCCGCGCGGGCCCCAGUCGGCGCGAAGCCCGCCGCCGUCCACAUCAAGGACGUGGCAGCGCGGCAUGGAGUCCGCGCGGUCGCGCGCGCGGUCCUCGGCCGACUUUUCGGGCGCGUCGGCGCGCGUCGUGGCCAUGUCGCGGCUGCGGAAGGCGGCGAAGAAGGCCGAGGACUCGCUGCUGCAGCACGGGAACGCGUCCAAAGUAAGGGACCGCGUUCGUGGUUAUUUGGCGCGCUUGCGGGACCGCGACGGCCGGCCGGCGGCGUGCGGUCUGCUCUGGGACGAGCUGCAGCGGUGCGUGGCCUGCGAGAAUCCGUCCGACUCCUUGGCGCUCUUCGAGGAGGUCCUGGGCGUGCGCGCGACGAGCCGCGCGGAAGGGCGGGCGUCGGCCGUUUUAUUAGAUGAUUCCGCACCGUUGGCGGCGCGAAAGCAGUGCUUACUGUUGAUAGGCGCGUUGGCGAAGGCGCGACCGGACGCCUGUGCGUCGCGUCUCGCGCAUGCUUUGCGGGCCUGCGCGGACGUCGCGCAAGGUUCGGAAGGUUCCGGCAGCGCCCUGUCGCAAUGUGCGGCGGUGGUCGCGGGCGGCAUCGCCCGCGACGUCUUCCCGCGCGCGGCGGCGUCGCGGCAGAACGUGGGACCAGACGAGGCGAUGACGUUUCCCGUCGAUGUUCUAAUAGCGCCCUUUACGCUGGUGCUGGCGCGGCCGCAAGCGAGGGGGCGGCGCGCGGUUGCCCACUGCCUGGCGGCGGUGCUGCGGGCGGAGCCGGGGCCUAGGAAUGUUUGGUUGGACGCCGACUCGAGAUUGCGCCUCGCGACCCCACAUGGUCUAUUGGAGGACCUCAAGCGGCGGUGCGCCAUGCGCGGCGUGGCGUUACCGGGCGCCGUGACCGCGCUGCCCCAGAACUGCGGCGUCGUCGUCCACUGCGAGGACGACGGCCAGGCGCGGGACCUGAGGGUCAAUCUGCAGCGGCCCGACGUCCUCCCGCCGGGCUGGCGCGUGUCGGACGGCCCCGACGACGUCGCGGUCGCCGAUACGACGACGCAGCGCGCGGCCUUCGCGCUGGCCGUCGCGCCGGGGAGCGCGCCGGUGUGCUCGUGGGUCGUCGAGGCGUGUCGGAGCCACGCCGACGCCCUGGAGCCGUUUUGUGAUGCGGCGGCCGCGCUGCUGCGGUUGCGGGACGACUCUCGGCGGCUGGCGAAGAUGUCGACGUCGCAGUUCGACCCGCGCGUCGUCGCGCACGCGGACGCCGCGUUGGCGGAAGGGCUCAAGGCCGCGGCGCCGGCCCUGGCGCGGCACGCCGCGCGCUGCGUCGAGGGCGCGGGCAACGCGUCGCGCGAGAUCGUCGGCCAGCUCGCGUGGAAGGACCGGGCCGCGGCUCUCGAUCUGGUGGCGGCACUGGCCGCGUCGGACUGCGCGCGGGACGCCGUGGCGCCCCUCCGGAGGCCCCUCGAGGCGGCCUGCGACGUGGCCACGCACCACGCCGUCAAGCUCGUGCGCGACGCCGCGGGACGAGCCUUGGAAGCUCUGAGACAGCUCAAGCUGACGGCUCUUCCCAAGAGGCAGCAGCGGUCGGACCGGGACGUCUGCGCGUCGUUGGCGUCGCGCAUGUCGGUGGCCGGCUUCUACGCGCCGCCGCCGUCGCCGGAGACGCACAUGUCGCCGGUGCACUUCGGGGACGAGCCGUCGCCCUUUGUCGUGGCCGAGGCGCCCGUCGCGGCGCCGCCCAAGGUGCCCGGCCUGGCGCUGCCGGUCAUGGCGCCGCUGCCGGCGCCGGCGCCGACGCCGGCCCUCUUCGCGUCGGACAUUCUCGACGACGAGCCCCCGCCGUGGCGCCGACCGCGGCGGCGGCGGAUGCGCAAGCACCAGCCCUUCUUCAAGCCCUUCGUGGGCGGCGGCGGCGACGACCUCGUCCAGGCGUCGUCGGUCGGCCCGUCGCUCGCGCCGCUGGAGCCGCUGCGCGAGAGCGUCGACGCGCUCGCGAUGCGCUGCGCGAAGGUCGAAGAAGCGUUGCGGGACCGGGCGUCCGUCGUGCGGGCGCCGGCACCGGCGCCCUCGCGCCCGCGCGUCCAGAUCGAGUCGCCGCCCGUCAAAGCCAGAGCGUCCAAGCAGACGAAGAAGGUCUGGGGCGAGGCGUCCGCCCUGAUGCAGCGCGGCGAUUUAGACGGCUCCUUCCGGCGAGCAGCGGCCGACCCGCGCGCCUUCCUCGGGUUGCUGGCCAAGGUGCCCCCGACGGCGCUAGCGAGCGACGUCGAGGCUCUUGUUUUGAAUUUUGCGGCGAGAGCCUUCGCGCGGUCGGACGCGUGGCCGCGGCCGCUGCUCGCGUGGCUCGCGGCGGACCCGAUCAAGACGCAGCGGAGCGUCGGCGGGCGCCACAUGGCGGAUCUGAUGCGGGCGCUGACGAUCGUCGCGUCGGAGCCGACGCCGCGCGGCGUCCAGGCGUCGGGGUUGUUGCGGCGGCUCGGGGGGUAACUGAGAGUCUGACAGAUAGUAUACUGAAAC